Molecule: messenger RNA, 957 nt
Organism: Paramecium pentaurelia
Lineage: Eukaryota; Ciliophora; Oligohymenophorea; Peniculida; Parameciidae
Source: the annotation of a GenBank genome assembly
AUGCUUAUAAUUAUAAACUUUUUCAUAAUAACAACAUAUUCACUUGAAGAAUAUGAUUGUGGAUUAAAUGUCUAAACCUUAUGUGCACCUGGUAUGAAAAUAAGGGAAAAGUAUUAACCAUAUUUUGGUUUUUGGAAUUUUGAUCUAGACAAAUUAGUAGAUUCAGGUCCUCAUAAUCACAUUACUAAUAUAAAUGAAUUAUCAAGAUCAUCUUCAAUGAUGGGAACUGGAGUAUAUUUCAAAAAGGAUUCUGAAUUUGAAGUGUAAUUCGUUCCAUCAUUUGAAGGUUCAUAAUGGACAGUCAGUUUUUAAAUAAUGUUUGAAGAAAUUGGAAGAAAAAUAAAAGAAGUAGGUAAUAUCCUAACACUUUUCGAUGAAAUAGAGGAUCAUUAAAAUUUAGUUUCAAUAGUUGUUGAUACUACUAUUCCUACAUUUGCAAUUAAAGAAAAUUCAUAAAGUGUUAAUUCUAAUAUGAGAUUAUAACCUUAACUUUGGUAUCAAUUGUUCUUAGUGUUAUCAGAUAAAUCCAUAAAAUUAUUUGUGAAUGGUAUUGAAUGUGCAAAAUUACAAUCAGGAAAAGCUAUAAGUUUUAAGAAACUUAAAAUUGGAUUAGAAAAUGAAUUACCAUCAUUUAAUUUAGAUACAUUAAAACUAUUUAAUAGAAAGAUUGAAGAAUGGGAAAUUUUGGCAUCAUCUUAAUUAUUUUAAAUGAAUGGAGAUUGGGUAUUAUUACAAUGUGAGAAUUGUUAAUUUGAAUAAGCAAAAUAAUGUCCAUUUAGUUAUCAUCUUUGCACAACUGUAGAACUAUAUUCUUUUGGUAUUAAUAUAGCUAAAAAUAUGGGAUGGGGUAUUUGGAAUAAUACAAAUAUAUGGAGUUCAGAAUCAAAUCCUAAUAAAUUUAAAAAUAAAGAGGGACUUGCUUUAUGUUGCAAGGAUCUCGAUUUUGUUUUAAUAUGA